Knipowitschia caucasica is the source of this 363-nucleotide messenger RNA. The record is from the annotation of a GenBank genome assembly. Lineage: Eukaryota; Metazoa; Chordata; Actinopteri; Gobiiformes; Gobiidae.
AUGUCCUUCAGUCUGUCCCAUGUCCUACAGUCUGUCCCAUGUCCUACAGUCUGUCCCAUGUCCUUCAGUCUGUCCCAUGUCCUUCAGUCUGUCCCAUGUCCUUCAGUCUGUCCCAUGUCCUACAGUCUGUCCCAUGUCCUACAGUCUGUCCCAUGUCCUUCAGUCUGUCCCAUGUCCUUCAGUCUGUCCCAUGUCCUACAGUCUGUCCCAUGUCCUUCAGUCUGUCCCAUGUCCUACAGUCUGUCCCAUGUCCUACAGUCUGUCCCAUGUCCCCUCUCUGAGACUUUUUCACACUGCUGUAAAGAGCUGUGGGCAGGUAUGGCCGCCUCCUCUGGACUGCAGGCAGAUGAAAAGAGCAUGUGA